AUGAUACCAUGCGCAGUUGGAGUGUGCAAGAGUCCUCCCCUGAGCUUUGAGCCUCCAGAAACUUGGCCCACACUGCUCAGCCUCGCGGGCUCUAGGGAUGAGCCACCGCCAAUAUGCUCUACAUCAAGCCCCAUUGUCGCCAACAAGCUCGCCUUCGCCAUUGCUUGUGGGGAGGGUGCAUCGUCGACUGCUCCAUCACCAUGA
This is a messenger RNA of Linum trigynum, 204 nucleotides long. NCBI's taxonomy places the organism in Eukaryota, Viridiplantae, Streptophyta, Magnoliopsida, Malpighiales, Linaceae. The record is from the annotation of a GenBank genome assembly.